AUGUUGGGUGACGUGGUUGAAAUUACCCCAGAGGAAAGUGUUCUCAUUUCGGGAAAGGCAGCAGCGCAGGAAAGCACGCAGCAGCAGCAGCGAAAGAUGGAGGAAAGCAGAAAGAAAGGUCAAAGCAUGAGCAUGACACGUUCUUCCUGGGGGGCCCAAGAUGGCUGGUGCGGGGUUUUCUCUUUUUUCCAAAAAGCUGUGGCUAACUGCGGAUGGAUCGGUGUUCUCCUGCUGGUGGUGUUCUGCGUUGCUAUCGGUUUCUCCGGUACAAGGCUGGGCAAGUGCUGGAUGCUGCUGGAGGAGCGGUGGCCCCAGCAGUACAAGAACGCCUGCAGGACUCCGUACCUGGAGAUCGCAGAGAGGUCGAUGGGACCUCAUGCAAGACGUCUGGUCCUGGUAUGCAUGUUGACCACCUUACUGGGAGGAACCAUUGUCUUUCUCAUUCUUGUUGCCUCCUUCAUGAACCAACUCGUGGUACAAGUCUCCCUCUGCGAGUGGGUCUUGAUCACUGCUGUUCUCUUACUGCCACUCACCUGGCUGGGAACUCCCAAGGACUUCUGGCAAGCGUCGGUGUUAGCAGCAACCGCCACAGCAGUAGCGUGUAUUGUUAUCUUUAUCGAACUCAUCUUAGAGGCAGACGCAUACAAGAACCCCAUCUACCAGAACCCCACCGUCGACACCUUUGCUCUUGGCUUCGGUGCCAUCCUCUUCGCCUUCGGAGGAGCCUCAGUCUUCCCCACCAUCCAGAACGACAUGGGUGACCGGUCACUCUUCAGCAAAGCCGUUGUUGUGGCUUUCGUUGUGUUGCUGGUGUUGUACCUGCCCGUGGCUACAGCAGGGUACGUGAUACAGGGUAUAGAUGUUAAUGAUAAUGUCCUGUUGGCUGUGGACUCGAGUAAAGGCAUCGUUAAGGCUGCAAUAGUCCUGCAAGUGAUUAACCUGCUGGGAACUUACGUUAUUUCCUUCAACCCCAUCAGUCAGACCUUUGAGGACCUCCUUGGUAUUGACAAUAAAUUUGGGUGGAAAAGGUGUGUGUUGCGCUCUGUCAUCGUCAUUCUGGAGGUUGUGGUGGGAUUGGCCAUUCCAGACUUCGGUAAAAUCUUGAACCUUAUCGGAGGUUCCAGUGUGACUGUGUGUACCUUCGUUAUGCCUCCACUCAUGUACAUGAGACUUAUGCAUAUGAAGAACUCCAACUGGACCCAGAGGCACAUGGAGCUGUGGGAGACAGUAUUGUUAUCUUUAAUCGCUAUUGUGGGGGUUGUGGGUGGGAUAACCUCCACAGUCACAGCUAUCAUUGAAAUCAUCAACCCAGACUCCCUCAGCACCUCUUGCUUCUCAAAUUUCAAUCUAUAGUAAAUUAAAGAAAUUAGGUUAAGCAAUGCUCGUUAGGAAACAGGACAAGUGUUUCCUGACGCUGAUCUUAGUUAUAUGAUGACCCACAGCUGGAGCUUUUGGUCAUCUGACAGAGACCUUCCACUGUUAAAGAGAUUGUUUUUUUAAAAAAUGCAUAUAAUACCCACACGUGUGGUAAUGAAAGAUGGCCAGGAUGUCAGCAUAGUUGCUGAUCCCCCUUACAUGUGUUGUAUAGCUUAUCUGAGUAUUAUAGUACCAUCCAUAUGUUUUAUAUAUGUGAUCCCUUACUAGGCCUAGUGACUGUGUGAUGUCACGUGAUGCGCAUGUGUGCGCGAGUACCUCUGUAACUUCCUCAGUUCACGGUAAUGAAAGAAGGCCAGGAUGUCAGCAUAGUUGCUGAUCCCCCUUACAUGUGUUGUAUAGCUUAUCUGAGUAUUAUAGUACCAUCCAUAUGUUUUAUAUAUGUGAUCCCUUACUAGGCCUAGUGACUGUUUGUGUGAUGUCACGUGAUGCGCAUGUGUGCGCGAGUACCUCUGUAACUUCCUCAGUUCACGGAUAGGUCUACAAGAGGCAACACACGGCAGGUUGGGCUCCCUUAUCACAGUCUGAAACUAUAUAGUGUUACCAUCCAACAAGUGUGUAUAUCUUCAACCCUCGUUAUCUCCUUUCGAACCCCACGACAAGGAUACUAAUGUUACGCCCCUGGUGAGGGUGAAAGGUAGCCUCAUGAAGAAUAUUAGAUCCAAUGAAGAAUCAAAAGGCACAACACCAUGACUGGAACAAUACACAAAUAUUUCCACGUACGAGACUGAACUUGUGACGACAUUUCGGUCCGAUUUGAUCCAUUAAUUAAUGGACCAAGUUGGAGCUAAACGUCGAAAGUUACAGUCUCCUACAUGUGGGUAAUUUGUAUAAAAUAUUCAAUAACACAAUUCACAGUUUUGAGAGACUGGGCAACUUACGAUACAGAAUCCUUGUGAAAACCACUAAUGUUGUAAAUAGUGACUAAAAUUAUACACGAAUGUUCAAUAUUUAAAUAGGGACUAAAAUUAUACAUGAAUGCUGAGUAUUUAAUUAGGGAUUAAAGGUAUACAUGAAUGCUCAAUAUUUUAAUAGGGACUAAAGGUAUACAUGAAUGCUUAAUGUUAACCCACGUGGAUACUGUACCAGAGGAAGUUGAUUGAUCUGCAUAUUUCUACCCAUCAUGGACUAUUGUCAUAUCUUGCGUAAUUAUGUACUGGAGUGCCAUAAAAUUAAUACAUAAUGUACUGGAGUGCCAUAAAAUUAAUACAUAAUGUACUGGAGUGCCAUAAAAUUAAUACAUAAUGUACUGGAGUGCCAUAAAAUUAAUACAUAAUGUACUGGAGUGCCAUAAAAUUAAUACAUAAUGUACUGGAGUGCCAUAAAAUUAAUACAUAAUGUACUGGAGUGCCAUAAAAUCAAUGAAUUCAAAGACAGCUUACCCAAAUAUGUUCAAGAUAUAUCAGAGUAUUUUAUCCACAGUGGUUUAUUACCAUAUAUACCUCUGUAAUGUUGAGGUACAGUCCCUGGACCCAUUAUGUACCUCUGUAAUGUUGAGGUACAGUCCCUGGACCCAUUAUGUACCUCUGUAAUGUUUAGGUACAGUCCCUGGACCCAUUAUGUACCUCUGUAAUGUUGAGGUACAGUCCCUGUACCCAUUAUGUACCUCUGUAAUGUUGAGGUACAGUCCCUGUACCCAUUAUGUACCUCUGUAAUGUUGAGGUACAGUCCCUGUACCCAUUAUGUACCUCUGUAAUGUUGAGGUACAGUCCCUAUACCCAUUAUGUGCUUCUGUAAUGUUGAGGUACAGUCCCUGGACCCAUUAUGUACCUCUGUAAUGUUGAGGUACAGUCCCUAUACCCAUUAUGUGCUUCUGUAAUGUUGAGGUACAGUCCCUGGACCCAUUAUGUACCUCUGUAAUGUUGAGGUACAGUCCCUGUACCCAUUAUGUACCUCUGUAAUGUUGAGGUACAGUCCCUGUACCCAUUAUGUACCUCUGUAAUGUUGAGGUACAGUCCCUGUACCCAUUAUGUACCUCUGUAAUGUUGAGGUACAGUCCCU
This is a messenger RNA of Cherax quadricarinatus, 3435 nucleotides long. RefSeq lists its product as uncharacterized. Gene Ontology annotation, cellular component: vacuolar membrane. The record is from RefSeq and is a predicted model, not a curated record. Gene Ontology annotation, molecular function: L-amino acid transmembrane transporter activity. Gene Ontology annotation, biological process: amino acid transmembrane transport. Lineage: Eukaryota; Metazoa; Arthropoda; Malacostraca; Decapoda; Parastacidae.